CACAGCGACGUGUGACGUCACACAUCACCGCCCCGUGAUGCCUUUCGGGAAAUAGCGCCGCCAUCUUGAGUGGCAUGGCCCAGCUAGACAGUGCGCCCUGAGCGGAGACAUGCAAUUUAUCGUGAAAACAUUGAACGUCUCAAGAAUCACGGAUUCCUGUGAAACAUAGCAAAUUUUUGGUGCUUUGCACCUCUAUUAGGAUGGAGGCGGUUAAGGCAUUUAACGCGGAGCUAUCAGCUCUGUACGAUGUCAAACCGCCAAUUUCCAAAGCUAAAAUGAACUCUUUAACUAGGGGUGCAAUUAAGGCAAUCAAAUUCUACAAACAUGUUGUGCAAAGUGUUGAGAAAUUCAUUCAAAAGUGUAAACCAGAGUACAAAGUGCCUGGAUUGUACGUUAUAGAUUCAAUUGUACGCCAAUCCAGACAUCAGUUUGGAGUGGAGAAAGAUGUUUUUGCUCCACGUUUUGCCAAAAACAUGCAAACCACCUUCUUAAAUCUUUUAAAGUGUCCUCAGGAGGAUAAAAGCAAAGUGAUAAGGGUUUUAAAUCUUUGGCAAAAGAAUGCAGUUUUUCCUUCUGAGGUUAUACAACCUCUGUUUGAUCUUGCAGACCCAAAUCAUCCAAUACAUAAGGAGCAGGCAGUUAAUUCUAAUGGUACACUAAAUGUUCCUUCAACGAAUAACGCAAGUAAUACUGCAAGUGCUGUAAAAACUCCGCCUUUAAGUGCAAAGAAUGCAGUGAAAGAUCAAAAGUUAUUUUCUUCUGCAAAGCCAAUCGAUCCUGCUUGGCUUGCACAAACAAAAAUGGAAACAGCGAAUAUAGUUAACGCCAAUAAACUUUUAGGGCAAUCGAAUUCAACUCAAGUGGAUGCUUCUUUUCUCGACCAACUACAACAUUUACAGCAAUUAUUAUUAAAAAAACAGGAAUCAGCGAGUGAACAGAAGAGUUCUGUAAAAUUUGAUAAGAAACUUUUAGAUUUUGAUUAUGGCGAGGAAGAAGACGAUGAUGUUGUUGUUGCUAAUUCACCAACAACAACAACAUCUAAUACUGGUCAACAUAAUGCAGUCUCUGCUGGAAAUAGUUUGGAGAGUCUUGGACUUCUUUUAACAAAUCCAGAGGUUUUAAGACAACUUCAAACGUUGCAACAAACAAUGCAAGGAAGUGCUUCUUCGUCGCAACAUGAAAUGGAAGAGAAAAUGCGAAAAUUGCAGCAAAUGAAGCAGCAAGAAGAGGAAUUUGAUAAGCACUUAGCUCAAACUGUUCCUAAUUUACCAUUUGCAUCAGAAUGCGAAUUAAAACCUUCAGACAUUUUAAAACCAAAUCAACAAAACGCGUAUAUAACAAAUGUAAGUAGCGGAGUGAUUCAAGACAUGAGUCAACCGCCUCCUGGUUAUCCACCGGCUCUACCGUAUGUCUCUCAACCUUUGUCAAAUAUUAGGCAGAUCAAUCAGCAGAUGCAUCAAAAUCAAAAAAGUCCGCUUCUCGAUGAACGAACAGAUACACAAGAUUACUCUGGAAAUGGUGCAAGACGAGAUAGUAGCAGCGUAGAAAUUGUAAAUUGUGAUAAUACAAGGUCACAAAGUAGAUCGCCUGAUCGGUACAGACAUCAUAGUCGAUCUAGAUCACCUCGGCAUAGAGACAGAGACAGAGAUAGGGACCGGGAUCGGGAUCGGGACAGGGAUAGAAAAUCUCGGUCAAGAAGUAGAUCCAGAAGAAGAAGGUCUCGUUCGCGAGAUAGGGGACGUGAGAGAAAACGCGAAGAUAGCCGAGAAAAAAUGACUGAGGAGGAACGAGAAAAAGAAAGAGAAAGACGUAAAAGAGGAUUACCUCCAAUUAUGAGAGACAAAUUAAGCGUUUGUAGUACUACACUUUGGGUAGGUCAUUUAUCCAAGUUGGUACACCAAGAAGAGCUUUCGGAUACUUUUGGAGAAUUUGGCGAUAUUGUCAGUAUAGAUCUGAUUUCACCUAGAGGUUGUGCAUUCAUAUGCAUGAAUAGAAGACAAGAUGCAUAUAGAGCUCUUACUAAACUUAAAAAUCAUAAAAUGCAAGGAAAAGCAAUUACUUUAGCCUGGGCACCAGGAAAAGGAGUAAAGGGGAAAGAAUGGAAAGAUUAUUGGGAAGUUGAAUUAGGAGUUAGUUAUAUUCCUUGGAAUAAAUUACUUAACGUUACUGAUCAGGAUUUAGAAUUACUUGAAGAAGGAGGUAUGAUUGAUGAGGAUACGCUGCCACCUAAUUUAAAAGGUAAAUUAAAGCAUUCCGGGACAAAUGCAGACGUGCUUCAGCAACAGUUGCAGUUACAGCAGCAAGCUUUAGUUGCAGCUGCUGCACUUCCGAGUUUGACAGACGGUAUCGUGAACGUAAUGCAACCUUCGACUAGUACUCAACAACAACAAUCUCAGCAACAAAAUCAACAGCAAGGUCAACAGCAGCAACAAGUUAUUGAUACAAGUCAACCACCGCCAAUUAGACCCCCUACAUCCGCUGCACUUUUACCACCACCAAAUACACAGUUACAAAUGAUGCCACCUGCUUUCACGAUGCCAGGAGUUCCUCGGAUGAUUGGACCAAUGGGAUUACCAAUGGCACACAGUUUAAUGCCCAACGUUCCAAUAGGCGUGCCUCCACCAAAUAUGCAAAGUUUAUUAGGCCCUCCAGGAAUGAUGCAGACUAUGUUAACACCUCCAGUUAAUUCUCCGUUUGGUGCAAGUGUUGGUGUUGGGUUAUUAACGCAAAUUCCUUUACCUGCACCAGCUGCGCCUUCCGAUAAACCUAAUUCUACUGGUAUGCCACAUAAUGUUCCUCCAAUAGGAGUUCCCCCACCGACGACGGAAACAGGAAUGCCAAAUCUGCCAAUGUUACGUCAACCUUAUGGUGUAGGACCUUCUGCUUCUUUACAAAUGCAACUACCUCAGCAACAACAUUCUGCAGACGAUAUGGAUGUAGAAAUGGAGGACGCGAUGCCACAGACAUCAAAUGGAGCCAAAAAUAAGAACAAUUUAACCGAGCAACAAUUGUCACAAAAUGAAGAGAGAACAGAGUCUGAUCAAUUAGAGCAACAGCAUCGAGACUACAAAGAAAGAGAAAGAGAGCGUGAAAACAGAGAAAGAAGAGACAGAGAAACGCACUUGUCUCAUAGAGAUAGAGAAAAUGAUUCAAGAAUGGAUCGUGGGAGAGAAAGGGGCAGAGGAAGAGACAGAGGACGUGAUCGCAGAAGAGAUCUCAGAGAUAGAGACAGAGAUGACAGAAGAGAAAGAGAGAACAGAGAAAAUCGAGAAGGAAAUUCUCAAACUCAAAAUCUAAAUCUUCAGGAAAAUGAAUCUACUCCAAAAAAAGAUGGUAAACCGAGCUUAGCCGAACGUCUGCGUCAGUUGGCCGAUGGCACACUUCCAUUAGAAGAUCGGGUCGACCGAAUGAUUCCCCGCAAUCGACCAGAUCGGGAUAGAUCUGAUAGAAAUUUCGAAGAUACUCGGUCGGCGCGCGGAGAGCCUCUUUCUUCUCUGAUGGAUUUACCAAAGUUUGGUUUACCGCAAGAGAGAGCUGAUUUCUCGGCUCGGCCUUCAGAUUUCCGUAAUCCUCAAGAUCCAAGAGAGUUUCAGCAACAAAGAGAUAGGCCAAAUUUUGGCAGAGGUCAUAGAGGAUCACAGAUUCACGAAGAAUAUAUUGAUGUACCGAGGCUACAAGGAGGAAUAUAUCAAGAAGAAUUUGAUAAUAGGAUACAUGGGCAACAGAGAGUGGAAGAGUUUGCUAGGCUUGGACCACCCAGGGAACAGAGGGAGGAAUUUGACAGGUCUGAAAUACGAGGAAGAAGGCCAUUGGAUGAUCGAGAUCGUUUCGAGUUUGAGAUCAGAAGAGAUGGCUUUGAUCCACGAUUGCCAGAAGGUUUCGAUCCAAGGGGACACCUUGAUCGGAGUGAUUUUGAACCUAGAAGACGAGAAUUCUUUGGAAUUGAUCCUAUCUUUGGGAUGCCACCUAUAAUGGGACCCAGAGGUCCAAGACCUGGACAUCCUGAUGGAUUUGGACCACGUCCAGCUCCUCUAGGAGCUCGUGGUCCAGGUCCUCUAAUGUUUCAUCCACGAGGUUUAGGACCUCGUCCUCUGCGACCUGGCAUGAGACCUUUCGGCCCUCGUGGACCACCUUUUGAUCCACGAGAACCGGACGCCUUUUUCAGACCUCCUUUCGAUGAUAUUCGUCCUCAUAUCAGACCACCAUUUGGCCCUAUGGGUCCACCUUCGAUCGUUCCUCCAGAAACUGCCGCUCCUUGGAGGAAUCAAGAACUCCCGCCUUCUACUUGGUCUUCUGAUUCCGAGAAUCAUUCGCAAAGAGAUAAAAAAGGUGGUAAACAUUUGAACAACCAAAAUGCGGAUAGAGAAAAUCGAAACCGAGGGCGUAAAUCCAGAUGGACUAACGUGAGCCCAUCUGGAGAAGAAACAGAGGAAACGAAGGAACAAGAAUCAACUUCCUUAAAAGAGGAGCUACAAAAAGAAGAACCUGUUAAUGAAGGAGAAAUGGUUGCAAAAGAAGAAGAAGAAGAGGAGGAAGAGGAAGAGGAGGAGGAGGAGGAGGAGGAGGAGGAGGAGGAAGAAGAAGAAGUUGUGAAAGAAGAAAUGAUUAAAGAUGAAGUUAAAGAUAUUAAAGCAGAAGAAGUUAUUCCCACUGAGAACCAGCAACAAGAUUUGGAGGAAACGGUUGAAGAAAAGAAAGAAAGCGAGGAUAUAAAGAAGGAAGAGGAGGAUCGCAGGGAUUCUUAGACCAAAGCACGUUACAUCUUGGAAUGACUAACGGAUCUGUUGCGUGAUUUGUCCUCAAUUCUAUGUAUUUAUUGUAAACAUGAGCAUUUUAAUAAAAUUGCGAUAUAAAUGUACAUUAACAAAAUGGAUGUCAUGUUAAAUUGAGCUUAAUUUUUUUGUAUAUAUUUCAAUUCUUUUGUUAAUUGUAACAAUUAGAAUUUCUUGUAAUGUUCCAGUUACUUAAAUUUCUAGUUUAUGUAAAAAUAUUCUGUUUUGAGUGGUUUUAAAAUCUUACAUUUUACAAAUUGUACAUUUUUAUUAAUUAUCAACAUUUUUAUAAGUAUAGUAUAUAAUACAAUAUUAAACGUUAAUAGCUUCUUAAAAAUUCUAAAUCUAAGUGAAGAUCAUAUAAUUCUAGUUCAAUUAAACUUUAAUAGAAUUUAUA
Molecule: messenger RNA, 5169 nt
Organism: Osmia bicornis bicornis
Lineage: Eukaryota; Metazoa; Arthropoda; Insecta; Hymenoptera; Megachilidae
Gene: Isha
Product: SR-related and CTD-associated factor 4
Exons: 19
Coding region: 201-4745 (1514 amino acids)
Cellular component (GO): nucleus
Molecular function (GO): RNA binding
Source: RefSeq, a predicted model, not a curated record